GUUCUCAAUUUUUUAUUUCUCACGCAACAAACAAAUCCAUCUGCUCUCCUCUCCUCUCCACCCGUCAUUUGUCUUUUCCUUUUCCUCCUUCCUCGUCGCCAUGGCGUUCUCCUCUCCGGUUGCCACCAAAACCCUAAUCCCAAACGCCACUGUCGGAGAAACCCUCAUCCCUGGCCUCCCCGACGACAUCGCCGCUGUGAUUCUCGCCUCCCUCCCCUACUCUCACCAGUCUGCCCUCCGAGCCACAUCCCGGUCUUGGCGUGCUUUCCUUGCCCCCCUCGCCCUCCUCCCACUCCGCCGAAGCCUCCGGCUCCCCUGCCGCCACCUCCUAGCUCUCUUCCCUGCCGACCCUUCCAUCACGCCGCCCUGCCUCUUCGACCCCGCCGUCUCCGCCUGGGUCCUUCUCCCCCGUAUACCUUGUAGCUAUCACCUCUACGGCCUCUCCAAUUUUGUGCCCGUUGCUCUAGGACACCACCUCUACGUCCUCGGUGGGUCACAGUUCGACGCUCGCUCCUACCCCAUCGGCCACCCGAUCGCCUCUGCUGCCGCCUACCGCCUGGACCUCUCCUCCAUGCCGCCUCUUUCGUGGGACCGCCUGGCCAACAUGAUAUUCCCCCGUGGUAGCUUCGCCUGCUCGAGUUUACGCCGGUCCAGCCAUGGGGGCGUGAAGGAUGAGGGCAAGAUCAUCGUAGCUGGUGGCGGCUCGCGCCACUCGAUGUUCCCAGUGGAAGGCAGCCGGAUGAGCUCUGUGGAGUGCUACGACGUGGAGUCGGGCCAGUGGAGUAUGCAUAAAGGUCUUCCUAGGGACAGGGCAGGGUGCGUUGGAUUAUUGAUUGCAAGGCCUGAUAGCGAGGAGGAUGAAUUUUGGGUGAUGGGAGGAUACGGAGACUAUAGGACAGUCUCAGGUGUUGUUCCUGCAGAUGUUUACCACAAGGACGCAGUGGUGCUGGGACUGAAGAGUGGGAGAUGGAGGGAGGUCGAGGACAUGUGGGAGGAGGGGGAUAGGAGACGGCUAGGGGCAGUGACGGCGCUUGAUGGAGAUGAUGGACACGGGAAGGAUAUUUUCAUGCUCGACUCAAAUGAGAUAUUCAGAUAUGACUUUGUUUUAAACCGAUGGAUUAAGGAAUCUUGCUUGCGAAGAAAGAUUCCUGAUAAUGGCUCAUGUGGCUUUGUAGCGAUGAAUGGGGAGAUAUAUGUUCUUACGACCUCAAUCCAAAGCUUUGAUCUAUCAGAUCAACGGAGAGCCACCAAGAAAAGAUUGACCAUAGAGAUCCAAAUCUACAAUCCUCAAAGGAAGAAAUGGAGAUUCCUGACAACGAGCCCACCUUUUAACCACACUAUUUUUAACAACAUGAUUGACUUUAAAACUGCUGUUACAUGCACCGUUAGAGUAUAAUGGUUUAUGGUUGUGUACGCCAUGCUUCUGUAAGUAGCUAGCAAGAUAUUUCAUUACCUGAACUCGGACAAUAAAAUCAGCAGACAAUACCAUUUCUUAUUUGAUGUAUAGAUUUGCUAUGUAGCUCUAUGGUGUUUUCCUUGGCGCUACACUAUUGUAAAAAUUGGCAGGAGUUGAUCA
Messenger RNA from Zingiber officinale, 1576 nucleotides. Its product is annotated as F-box/kelch-repeat protein OR23-like. The transcript has 2 exons. The record is from RefSeq and is a predicted model, not a curated record. The coding region runs from base 101 to 1396 and encodes 431 amino acids. Lineage: Eukaryota; Viridiplantae; Streptophyta; Magnoliopsida; Zingiberales; Zingiberaceae. Gene Ontology annotation, molecular function: protein binding.